AUGCUCCAAAUCGCUGCCAUAGCAGCACUGGCUCUCUUGCCAGCUGUGCAAGGAGCCCCCGCCACCUCAGCCUCUUCGAAUAGCGUACACAAGCGCUGCGGCACCGUCUCGCAAUACUACAACCAACAAGCCACAGACUGGGACACCUACAAGACCGGCGACUGGCUAAACGACUGGUGGAACAGCAACGGCGACCUAAUGAGCAAGAACACCGCCGGUUUCGCCGGUGCCUUUGGUCAAUGGGCAAUAGGUAAUCCCGACUGGACCUGUCGAGACGACGGUUCCAGCUCAGACUGUGAUUUGAAUCUUUGUGAUAAUCGCGUUCUGAAUGAUCGUGGUGAUGAUAUCCGGCCGACGUACUAUGUGCUUGAAUCUGUUAAUCGGUUGCACUCGUAUUUCACUGGUGUGGGCCAGGCUUUCUCGACUGCGGCGUUGGGUGCUGCGUUGUCGAAGGAUCAGUGGGCUACUACCUUUUAUAAGGAUAAGGAUGACAAGGAUGCUACUGUUCUUAAGGAGGUGCUCAACGCUGUGGUGACUAUCAUCGGUAUCGGUGCUUCCUUUGCAGGUCUUGGAGGAGGCGAGGUCGUCGGUGCAUUCGCUGGUGCUGGCGCUGCACUUGCAGGUGGUGCCAACGGUGCUGCUAGUAUUGUCCUCGGUACUCAUAAAGACGACACCUUCCAAAAAUCCGCCGACCUAGGCGGCAUCCUAGGAACCAUCGUCGUCGACUCCCUCAAAUCCUUCACAACAGCCAACAACGAGCUCAUGGCCGGUAAAUCCUACGGCAACGCCGACAUCCGCAGCUACAUCUCACACGGGGCCUUCCUCGACUUCCCCGGCGUCGACAAAAACGCCGUCACAGACUCAAUGACCAACAUGCUCGUCGGCACAGCCAUAAACACCCUCUACCGCCAACAAAAGAUCUUCGUCAUGGGCGGCGGCGCCUGCAACGAUAACCAGGGUAUCGGCUCGGGGCCGCAGGACGCCGUCGUCUGCCGCGACGGGAAGGCCUGGUACUUGUACUAUUGGCAAGAGAACGACGUUAUCUCAACGACAUCCCAUCAGUGGGGGUGGGUUGCUAGUCCACCUGGCGCGGACAAGUUGGGCUCGAAUGAGUACAGCGGUGUCUCGGUGCAGGAUAUUAUCAAUUCCUCGCUUGAUGCGUACAAUGUUGCUGGAUACAAUUAUAAUGCUGACACGGCCAAGGCGCGUGCUGAGGAUGCUAUUUCCAAUGCGUGGGCGAGUCCUGGUGCGAAGGGUGCUGCUUGGGAGGGUAUUUUUACGAUCCCCGUUUGUGAUGUUGGUGCUGCUGUCAAUGCGGAUUAUCAGGAUAAGCAGUAUAUUCUCCAACCGUAUGGGCAUGAUAGUCGGCCUGUUUGGUGUGGGCCGAUUUGUGGGGGUGAUUUGCAGAAGACGAAGGACUUUAUUCAUGCUGCUAAUAUGGAUGGGUUUCAGAGUCCGAAGCAUCUGUGCAAUUCGUCUCCUGGGUAUUGA
This is a messenger RNA of Penicillium cataractarum, 1491 nucleotides long. RefSeq lists its product as uncharacterized. The transcript is spliced from 2 exons. The record is from RefSeq and is a predicted model, not a curated record. Lineage: Eukaryota; Fungi; Ascomycota; Eurotiomycetes; Eurotiales; Aspergillaceae. The coding region runs from base 1 to 1491 and encodes 496 amino acids.